AUGUCGCAAAACGGCCACCAGAUCGCGCCAGGCCACCUCGGCAACCUGACCGACGAGCAGGAGGCGAAGCUGCGGCAGCUCUGGUCUUUUGGCUUCCAGGUCCUCGAACUGUACGAGACCGAGUCGCGCAUCUACGAGGAGAAGAAAGCCCGUGGCGAAGCCGUCGACCCGCCCAAGCCCGCCGCCGCCGCCUCCUCUGGUGGCGGCUGGGGCUUAUUCGGCAAGAAAAAGGGACCGACGGAGCUCACGCACCCCAAGUUCCCCAACUCGGUCAAGGAGCUGCAGAAGCUGGUGCCGGCCGACGAGCCGGACCGCGACGAGCUCGUCAAGCUGGCCAUUGAGGCGCUCGACGUCUACACGCCCGAGACGGCGCGCUCCAUCCUCAUCGAGGCCGUCAAGCACGAGCACCCGGACACGCUGGCGCUGCGGUUUCUGCGCGCGCGCAAGUGGAACGUGCUGCGCGCCGUCCUCAUGCUCGCCAAGUCGGUGCGCUGGCGCGUCGAGGACAUGAAGGUCGACCGCGUGCUCAUGCGCCAGGGCGAGGGCCACAUGUUUGAGCAGGAGCUGCACGGCGCCGCGGGGUCCCGCGACAAGACGUUUGGCAAGGACUUUCUCAACCAGAUGCGCUGGGCAAAGGGCUUUUUGCACGGCACGGACCGCGACGGCCGCCCCGUCAACUACAUUCGCGCCGCGCGCCACCGCGCGUCCGACCAGAGCGUCGAGAGCCUGGAAAAGUUUACCGUAUACUGCAUCGAGCUGGCGAGGCUGUCGCUGCAGGCGCCCGUGGAGAUGGGAACCAUUGUGUUUGACCUAACAGGCUUUUCGCUGUCCAACAUGGACUAUGUCCCCGUUAAAUUCCUGGUUCAGUGCUUCGAGGCCAACUAUCCCGAGUCUCUCGGCUGCAUCCUCAUCCACAACGCACCAUGGGGAUUCGGCGGCGUCUACCGCAUCAUUGAGCGCUGGCUUGAUCCCGUCGUCGCCUCCAAAGUGCACUUUACCAACGGCGCCAAAGAAAUCGCCGAGUACAUUGCACCCGAGCAGCUCGUCAGCGACCUCGGCGGCACCAACCCCUGGGAGUACGAGUACGUGCCGCCCGUCGACGGCGAAAACGACCGCAUGGACGACACGGCCACGCGCGACGCCCUGCUGGCCCGCCGCAAGGAGCUCGCCGCCGCGUUCGAGGACCGCACGCGCGAGUGGGCGCGCGUCGCCGCCGCCAGCGGCGCCAAGGCCCCCGAGACGGCCAAGGUCAGCGCCGAGCGCGACGCCAUUGCCGAGCAGCUCGCCGCCAACUUUUGGGAGCUGGACCCGUACCUGCGCGCGCGCUCGCUGUACGAUCGUCUCGGCGUCUUUCAGGGCAACGGCAAGGUCGACUGGUCAGCCGCCAAGAAGACUCAGGAUCAGCUCAAGGCCAAGGCGGGGGAAACCAAGUAG
Messenger RNA from Beauveria bassiana ARSEF 2860, 1434 nucleotides. Its product is annotated as phosphatidylinositol transfer protein CSR1. The transcript has 3 exons. Bases 1 to 1434 code for a protein of 477 amino acids. The record is from RefSeq and is a predicted model, not a curated record. Lineage: Eukaryota; Fungi; Ascomycota; Sordariomycetes; Hypocreales; Cordycipitaceae.